AUGCCGGAAACGGACACUCAAAAAAGACAAGAGGAUGGAUCAAAAGUGGUGGUGGAGACGACGGAGCAACGUUCGUCGGCGGGGAAACCCUCAGAGCAGAAGAAGAUAGAGGUGGUUCAUCAAUCUCAUCCUAAAACUAGCGGCGGUGUUCUCGUCGGAGCCGCCGCUGCCGUCGAAUCGACCCUUGAAUCUGCCAAAGAAGUCAUCUCUAAAACCUAA
Messenger RNA from Microthlaspi erraticum, 219 nucleotides. NCBI's taxonomy places the organism in Eukaryota, Viridiplantae, Streptophyta, Magnoliopsida, Brassicales, Brassicaceae. The record is from the annotation of a GenBank genome assembly.